Molecule: messenger RNA, 3960 nt
Organism: Penicillium argentinense
Lineage: Eukaryota; Fungi; Ascomycota; Eurotiomycetes; Eurotiales; Aspergillaceae
Product: ankyrin repeat domain-containing protein
Exons: 4
Coding region: 1-3960 (1319 amino acids)
Molecular function (GO): protein binding
Source: RefSeq, a predicted model, not a curated record
AUGGAUUCGAUAUCCUUUGGAGACGGAAACAGGGGAGCUCAGUUUGGCAACCAUCAAGGACCAGUCCAUAUCCACUACGGCCAACAGGAAAUACAACAGCAGAGCAUAGACAGCGGGGUGCUCAGGUCACUUGCUUUCCCGCAGAUGCUAGAUCGAAGAGAUAACAUCGAGAAAUGUCAUACCGAUACCUGCCAGUGGAUUUUAAACUUGGACACAUUCAAGAACUGGAAGAGCCAGUCUCACGGUCUACUCUGGAUCAAAGGCAAGCCGGGUGCGGGCAAAUCUACAUUAAUGGCAUUCCUGCAUGACAAACUCGGAGAAUCGCAUGACGGAACUCAGGGCAUCCGGCUCGACUUUUACUUUAGUGCUCGAGGCACUGAGCUACAACGAACACCCAUAGGAAUGCUACGAUCGCUGCUCAAUCAAAUAUUUUACCUAGACGAGACCGUACGCUCCCAGGUUCGCGAGAUCUACGAGCAACGAUGCAGACGGUAUGGAUAUGGUGAAAACGACUGGCAAUGGACACAAGUUAGGCUAGAAGAGCUACUGGCAGAUACGAUCCUGACAUCGGCCAAACGGCAGCAAGUGAUGAUUUUUGUGGAUGCUCUCGAUGAGGCUGGGUCCGAGUCCGCUCAGCAUCUAGCAGCGUAUUUCCACCGGCUCAUCUUUCGCGCGGAGAAAAUGGAAGCAGCUGUCCAAGUUUGCAUCUCAUGUCGACACUAUCCUAUCAUAGGAGACGCCAGGGCUGUUGAGAUUAAUGUUGAAGAUUAUAACCAUGACGACAUCGCCAUUUACAUCAAGAACGCCUUUACUAGUAUGGCGGUCAAAGACGGCCGUAGUCAGGCGAAAAUGGAAACUUUGACAGAGCACUUGCUCUACCAGGCUAAGGGAGUGUUCCAAUGGGUCCAUCUCCUAACACCUCUGAUUAAGCAGAGGAUCAUCGAAGGGGAUUCGUUUGAUGAAAUCUACUCCUGGUUGCGCGAGGUCCCGAUUGGUCUAGAAGAGGUGUAUACAUACAUUCUCGACAAUGUGAUACAGAACAGGAAUCGUGAGCAGUCAUUUCUGUUCUUUCAAUGGGUAUGCUUAGCUGAGCGACCCCUGACCGUGACCGAAAUGAGGUAUGCCCUGGCGGCUAAGUAUGCCCGAACUUCGGCAUCUCCCAAAGCAUGGGAGGAUAUCCCCGGUUUUGUCGAAAGCGACGAUCGCAUGAAGCGAAAGGUCAAUGCUCUUUCUGGUGGGCUUGCCGAGGUAGUCUCCAGCGAGUAUGACUCUAAGACUAUACAGGUAGUGCAUCAGUCUGUUAAUGAUUUUUUUUGCACUAAAGGCUUUAGGCUUAUGUCUUAUCAAACUGGUACCACCUCGUCAAUCAUGGAUUGUGAAAUGAUUCGAUUUCGAUGCCAGGCAAAUCUCUACCGAUCAUGCCUAGUUUACCUAACUACUGCAACGACGGCUUGGAGAAUGUCAAAUAAUCCUUCAACAACAAAAGAUGACAUCGUCCAGGACCACCCAUUGCUUGCCUAUGCCACCAUCAACCUCUUCACCCAUGCGGAAAAGGCUGCAAGCUCUCGGGCGGAGGUUCUGAAGAAUGAAAAGGAUAUCCUGCAGCAAGUGAUUAGCCCUUGGGUCCAGAUUUUCCGUAUUUUAGAUCCAUACAGCGCUGAACGUCCUGUAAAUGGCACAACUCUCCUGCAUAUGGCUGCAGCUUCUGACCUGGUUGAUGUUAUUGAGUUUGUGUUGGAGAGGAAUAAUGAUGUCGCGAUAAAAGAUAAAUUCGGGAACACGGCUCUUCAUCUAGCCGCACGACGGGGUCAUAUAACAGCAGGCAAAAUCCUACGGGAAAGGGGUGCAGCCUGUGACGCAAGGAACAGAAUGAGGAUGACGCCACUGACUGUGGCGGCUAGUCAUGGCCAUUUGGAAUUUAUUGAGUGGCUCCUGAACGAGGGAGCUAUGGCUGAAAGAUGUGCUGCAGGAGACGCAUUGCAAGCCGCUGCCCUAGGAGAACAUUCUGAUGUGGUACGUAUGCUGCUUGAUGCUCACGCCGACGUCAAUGCCCAGGGUGGCGAAUAUGGAAAUGCCCUCCAAGCCGCCGCCUAUAGAGGAAGCACUGAGGUAGUGCGCAUGCUACUCGAUGCUCACGCUGAUGUCAAUACCCAAGGUGGCGAAUAUGGAAAUGCUCUACAGGCCGCCGCCUAUAGAGGGAGCACUGAGAUAGUGCGCAUGCUACUCGAUGCUCACGCCGAUGUCAAUGCCCAGGGCGGUCGAUAUGGUAAUGCCCUACAAGCCGCCGCCUAUAGAGGAAUGACUGAGGUAGUGCGCAUGCUACUUGAUGCCCACGCCGAUGUCAAUGCCCAGGGUGAUUACUUUGGUAAUGCCCUACAGGCUGCUGCCUCUGGAGGAAGCACUGAGAUAGUGCGAAUGCUGCUCGAUGCUCACGCCGAUGUCAAUGCCCAGGGUGGUCACUAUGGUAAUGCCCUACAGGCUGCUGCCUCUGGAGGAAGCACUGAGAUAGUGCGAAUGCUGCUCGAUGCCCACGCCGAUGUCAAUGCCCAGGGUGGUUACUUUGGUAAUGCCCUACAGGCUGCUGCCUCUGGAGGAAGCACUGAGAUAGUGCGAAUGCUGCUCGAUGCCCACGCCGAUGUCAAUGCCCAGGGUGGUUACUUUGGUAAUGCCCUACAGGCUGCUGCCUCUGGAGGAAGCACUGAGAUAGUGCGAAUGCUGCUCGAUGCCCACGCCGAUGUCAAUGCCCAGGGUGGUUACUUUGAUAAUGCCCUACAGGCCGCCGCCUCUGGAGGAAGCACUGAGGUAGUGCGGAUGCUGCUCGAUGCUCACGCCGAUGUCAAUGCCCAGGGUGGGGAAUAUGGCAAUGCCCUACAGGCCGCCGCCUAUAGAGGGAGCACUGAGGUAGUGCGCAUGCUACUCGAUGCUCACGCCGAUAUCAAUGCCCAGGGUGGUCACUAUGAUAAUGCCCUACAGGCUGCCGCCUGUGAAGGAAGCACUGAUGUAGUGCGAAUGCUGCUCGAUGCUCACGCCGAUGUCAAUACCCAGGGUGGUCACUAUGGUAAUGCCCUACAGGCUGCUGCCUCUGGAGGAAGCACUGAGGCAGUGCGAAUGCUGCUCGAUGCUCACGCCGAUGUCAAUACCCAGGGUGGUCACUAUGGUAAUGCCCUACAGGCCGCCGCCUCUGGAGGAAGCACUGAGGCAGUGCGAAUGCUGCUCGAUGCUCACGCCGAUGUCAAUACCCAGGGUGGUAAAUAUGGUAAUGCCCUACAGGCCGCCGCCUCUGGAGGAAGCACUGAGGUAGUGCGAAUACUAGUCGAUGCUCACGCCGAUAUAAAUGCCCAGGGUGGUCACUAUGGUAAUGCCCUACAGGCUGCUGCCUCUGGAGGAAGCACUGAGAUAGUGCGAAUGCUGCUCGAUGCCCACGCCGAUGUCAAUGCCCAGGGUGGUUACUUUGGUAAUGCCCUACAGGCCGCCGCCCUUGGAAGCACUGAGGUAGUACGUAUACUGCUCGAUGCUCACGCCGAUGUCAAUGCCCAGGGUGGGGAAUAUGGCAAUGCCCUACAGGCCGCCGCCUAUAGAGGGAGCACUGAGAUAGUGCGAAUGCUGCUCGAUGCCCACGCCGAUGUCAAUGCCCAGGGUGGUAAAUAUGGAUUGCCUCUUCAUGCGGCUCUUAGUAACAGUCGUUCCGAUAUCAUUGCUUUCCUGCUUACCGCAGGCGCAAAUCCGCUGCUUCCAGAUGAGCUCGGCCAGACUUCGCUCCAUAUUGCGGCCUCAGGAAAUAUGAUGCACAUUCUCCCUUGCUCUCCGCGUCUCGCCUCAGCUAUUAACGACCGGGAUAAGCUAUUACGAACCCCUCUCCAUGUGGCCAUCCACCGAGGGCAUAUCACGUCGGCUAUCUCACUCCUCGACCUCGGUGCAGAUCCUUCUAUUCUGGACGGUUACUCGCUCGACGCCGAAUGA